GCUCGAGCGCUCUCAUUUCUCUCGGUACUACCAACCGGCGAGCAGCUGAAGUCUGAAGUCUGAGAAAAGACAGAUUCAAACUUAAACUACUAACUCAGAUAGACAGAUAAACAACAAAAAAGCGCGUCUGCUUUGUUGAACCUUUUGGUGAAAGUGCCAAAAACAACAUAAAACGAGAACAAUGAGUGCCACGACCGCUAUGGAAGUGAACGCCGAAGCCAGACGGAUCCUGGCGGUGUCGAUAAGCAAGCUGUACGCCUCCAGGACGCAGAGAGGCGGGCUGAGACUCCACCGGAGCCUGCUGCUCUCUCUGGUCAUGAGGUCCGCCCGGGAUAUCUACCACUCCUCCCGGGAGAGCGAGCUGCUGAGCGGCGCGGAGGAACCAACAACAGAGGAGAUGAUGGACACGAGCUCGAGCGCGGCGGGAAAACCAACCGUGCUCGAGCCUCAGCCGUUGAACUCCGCCGAGGAGCCGGACAGUGACAGUGAUGGUGACUGUGAGGAUGACGGAGAGAUCACAGAGGACAAAGAGAACAUGAGCCCGGCGGCGAGGCAGUCCAGGAAGCGCCGCGGCAAGGCGUCGGCGGCGCCUGACUUCCUCCCGAGCAAGAGGGCGAGGCUGGAGCCCGGAGAGGAGCGGUAUGCGGCGGCGCUGAGCAGCUGUCGAGCCGCGGUCGGAGCCGGAGACUCGCUCAGCGCUUUGUCUCUAAACCGCGUCAUACCUGCCUUCUGAACAAAAUGGAGGGAGAGAGAAAUAAGCCUCCAAUGGGACUUUGGAAGAGUGAUUCUGAACUAAAAAGGGCGGCUGGUUUGACCCCCCCUUUUUGACCUACAUCGGCGUGGUCCCGGGACCUGACAGAGGGAUUUACCGGGACCAGGGUGCGAGCUCUCCGGUCGAUCUGCCGGGCUUUGUGUUGAGAAGCCCCGCAAACAGAGACUGAGACGGAGAAUGAACUGAAGCCGAAGCGGGCCCUGAAGGCAGCUUUACGCGCAAGGGCCGCCGGGAAAAGUUUGAGAAAGAAGAAGAAGCAGAAACCUGAAGGAGGAACUCUGGUUGCAUUCUGGUUUCUCGGUGGUGAUUCACCUUCAGUAGAAAAUGAGUCCUAACAAGUGACUGUCGCUGACUCAAAGCGUGUGUGAAUCAGCAGAGAAAGAGAGACAUGAGUCAGUCAACGGCUCACCACAAACACACACACACACAC
Sebastes umbrosus (honeycomb rockfish) is the source of this 1202-nucleotide messenger RNA. It is a transcript of the gene ier2b, whose product is annotated as immediate early response 2b. The transcript has a single exon. The coding region runs from base 182 to 733 and encodes 183 amino acids. Lineage: Eukaryota; Metazoa; Chordata; Actinopteri; Perciformes; Sebastidae. The record is from RefSeq and is a predicted model, not a curated record.